UCUCGCGUGCGUGCCGUACGCACGAAUAAAGCAAUACGCUCAGCUGUUUGUUUAUUAUGACGAUUGACUCUAACAUUUUAUACUUGAAAUUACCACACUUCUUUUGGUCAGAUUGUUAUCAAUUCAUUCCUGCCAUUGGCUUGAAUGGUGUCUGAUUAUUUUAUGUACGGAAGGAGGUCUGAUUGGAUGGAUUAUUUUAUUUCUUAACUUGGUCUCGGAGUCGGACUUUGUCGCUUGCCACCCACGGUCGGUCACGACUCCGUCGAGUCAAGUCUCGGCACCGCUCGCGUUCUGCACUGCCUUUUCUCUGCAAUUGCAGAACAGCGCAGGUUGAUGUUUUGACUGUAGACUUUUGUAGUGAAGAAGUUGAGGCUGAGUUGCCCUACAUUCCCUACAAUUACCAGAGAUAACAAGACAAUGAUGAAUCUGCCUGCUGAAAUCUCACAAAUGGAAUGACAUCUUGGCUGGAAUUUCUGGGCAGUUGUCCCGAUCCGGUUAAAGAUUCCAAAUUUCUUCAAACUAAACUAAAAUCAAGACUCGACUGUCUCCACUCUCCAGUUUCCCAGGCCACGCCAGUUGGACUUGGAGUUGGCCAACAAGUCAAGUCCCAAGAUCAGAAUCCCAAGAAGAGGCCAAGUCCAAUCAAAACGUGAAGGACAACGCAAGACGACUUCCAGAGGACCAACUGCAGCAACAAUACUGGAAGCUGGAAACAUUUAAUUGAGUUGACUGAGCUGAGUCAGUAAACACACAGUGUUAGCUUACCUUCAAAAGUCAAAAUGGGCAGCAUAAAUAAAAGUGACAGGAUAACCCUUAGAAUUAUACAUCCCAUGAAUGGGAACAACAAAGAAUUCAAUUUUGUGCCUGAAGACACUGCAGCAGAUGUAGCACAGCAUGUCUUUGACAACUGGCCACCAGAUUGGGAGAAUCACAGAGUGCGGUCAGCCCAUAUACUACGAUUGAUAUACCAGGGAAGAUUUAUUCAUGGAAAUGUAUCAUUAGGAGCUUUACAGUUGCCUCUUGGUAAGACGACAGCAAUGCAUAUAAUGGCACGAGAAACUCUACCAGAACCCAACUCACAAGGACAGAGAAACCGAGGAAAAACAGAGGAGAGUAAUUGUUGUGUGAUUCUCUGAAAGAAACUACUUGGAAAAAAACGUGAUAACGUUCACAAACUGAACUUUCUAUGAAGAUCCUGAUACCAUCCAUUUAUUGUUGGACCUCGUUCUAACUCAUUCUCAGAGUCGAUUUUGAAACGUUGAACAAUCAUUCCUACAUGCCCAAACAAGAAGCAUCAUCAGUGUAUCAUCUCAACAUGGAAUCUUGUGCAUGCUUCGUUCGCAUAGUUUAUAUAUUUUUUGAUUUGUAUGCAAGGGCUGUUGGCCCUCAGGAAAUGGUCACAAGUCGUAUUCAGACAUUGAUUCGGUAGACAGACAUGCCUGCGUUUCUAGUGCUAUGUGAAACCUUAUGUGUGUGUUGAUUAAAUGAUUCAAUGAUACUGUCCAUUCGGAGACAGAAUAACCAGUAUCUGUAUACCACAUGAAAAUUCCUUCCGGUUGUGAGUAAAUUUUAUGGGGUGUUUUUUGUGUGUGUAAAUUUCCCAAUAAAAUAAUAACAUUUUUGUAAU
Messenger RNA from Lytechinus variegatus (green sea urchin), 1627 nucleotides. RefSeq names its product ubiquitin-like protein 3. The coding region runs from base 780 to 1136 and encodes 118 amino acids. The record is from RefSeq and is a predicted model, not a curated record. The transcript has 5 exons. NCBI's taxonomy places the organism in Eukaryota, Metazoa, Echinodermata, Echinoidea, Temnopleuroida, Toxopneustidae.